Molecule: messenger RNA, 874 nt
Organism: Trichobilharzia szidati
Lineage: Eukaryota; Metazoa; Platyhelminthes; Trematoda; Strigeidida; Schistosomatidae
Source: the annotation of a GenBank genome assembly
UGAUAGAUGAAUGACAUUUGUCCUGUGUUACUUCUGUAUACAGUGAUGUAAAAUCAAUUUGAAAUUAUCGUUGACAUGUCUCCGUUAAAUAACGAACCACACAGAAAACUAAAGUGUCUCUACGCUGGAUUUACAUCUAUUGACACUAAACUCGGUAUGAAGACGAUGAAUCGUGCGAUUGAAACUGUUUUAAAGAACACUAAUACACAUCAAUGGUUGCCUGUAAAUAUUUCAAUCUCUCCGUCUACAGUGAAUUUGUCUUAUCAAAAUUACACUGCUGUAAAUCUUCGAAUCUGUUCAAUACCAUUUUUUGGAAUAUAUAAUAAAGAUGAAAAAAUUUGCGGGAUUGUUCAACACACAGCUGAUGAUUUAUUCAUAUGUCAUGUAAUAACGUGUCAUACAAACGCUAUGGAGCUGUGUAAAACACUUAAAGCAGCCUGUGAAUUACGUUAUCAACAAUGUGUCGACUCAAAAAUGUUUGACAAUAUCAAAUCAAGUAUCGAUUCAAUAAAUCAUGUAAAAGUUGACCAAUCAAGUAAACAGACAAAGAAUAAACAAAUCAUUCUUUUGAAUAUCAUUAAUCAUAUUGAACAAAUGAAAUAUGAAAUCUGUAAACGAAUUAGACAACAUUCAAAUUGGAUUAAAUCAUGUCUGUUGUAUUCAAAUGAUGAACGCCUACUGGAGACAACGAAGACAGACGAUACGAACGACAAUGAUAAUAAUAAUAAUAAUAAUGAGCAAGCUACUGCUAAUCUUUAUUAUUCAGCUUAAGGCGAAGAGAAAACCUCAGAGAAGAAGAAAGAAAAGAAGAAUGAAAAGCUUUUAUUUAUCAUUGUUAUUUUUGUCUACAUAUUUAAAAUAUAUUGAAUUUACU